AGGGUAUAAUCAGUUGUUUGAUGCGGGGAGAUAUAUAAAAGAUAGACGCCGUGUGUAGCUGUUGUGUGGAAGCUGUAUAUUACAGCUUUCACGAUAAACCAAAUCACCUCUACUUCAGGACGCACAUCAAGAUCUCCCAAUGGCGACCAUCGAUGCCCAGGAGCUCAGAGAAAGCAUCGGACGCUUUCGAGUUCUGAUCGUAGGGAGAGCAAACGCAGGCAAAACAACCAUUCUUCAGAAGGUUUGCAACACCACAGAUCAACCAGAAGUUUACGAUGCCAAAGGAAACAAGAUCGAUGCUGGCGUCGUGGAAGCCUCGAUCAAGCGCGGAAAUCACGACAUCACGAACGAGAUGGUGUUUAAAAGUAAUUCCGGUUUCGUCUUUCACGACUCGUGCGGUUUCGAAGCGGGAUCCGAAGAAGAAUUCGAGAGCAUGAAGAGAUUUAUCUCAGAGCGCGUACAUGCGACAAAACUGGAGGAGAGAAUCCAUGCUAUCUGGUAUUGUAUUCCAAUGGACGAAUGCUGUCGAACAUUCCAGCGGUCGGAGGAGAAGUUCUUCCUUGAGUGCGACACCGGGCACGUUCCCGUGAUCACGGUGUUCACCAAGUUCGAAGCUCUCCGUCCAGUAGCGUAUGGAGAAAUCAAGAAGGAAAUAAAAGGUGUAUCUGCAGAAGAACGCUCAGAAAGGAUAGCCCAACGCGUUGAAGAACUGUUCACUAAGACAGGUGUUUGUGAUCGGUUGUGUGACCCUGAAAACCGCACGCGUCCUAAGUUUCAUGUGCGCUUGGAGAAUAUGAACAAGCCGAAUACAAACUGCAACACUCUACUGGAACGCACGACUUUCGCGUUGGACAACGACGAAUUGCGAUUGUGCUUGGUGUCAACACAACAAUCAAACUUGGAGCUUUGCAUCAAGUGUGCCGUCGUAACACUCGUUGAUCGCGCACAUCAGCAAUCUGUGCUACGUCAGGUCGAUUAUGAAGUCAAUCAAUAUGCCAUUGCUAAGUGGUUUGCACAUCUCCAAGUAAGACGAGGAUUCAUUCAAUCUAACAAUACCCUGGUAAUGGUGCUCAUAAAUGGAAGUCAGUGUCUUGAUUGUCUCUGAUCCUCGUCCCGUGCUCAUGAUCCGCAUCCCUCGCUGCUGCUCGCCUGUUGGCAGGAAUGGGUAAGUGCCUUGAUUGUUUCUAGUCCUUGAC
This is a messenger RNA of Suillus fuscotomentosus, 1196 nucleotides long. RefSeq lists its product as uncharacterized. Lineage: Eukaryota; Fungi; Basidiomycota; Agaricomycetes; Boletales; Suillaceae. The coding region runs from base 140 to 1105 and encodes 321 amino acids. Gene Ontology annotation, molecular function: GTP binding. The record is from RefSeq and is a predicted model, not a curated record. The transcript has 10 exons.